Molecule: messenger RNA, 1869 nt
Organism: Mycena indigotica
Lineage: Eukaryota; Fungi; Basidiomycota; Agaricomycetes; Agaricales; Mycenaceae
Exons: 3
Coding region: 1-1869 (622 amino acids)
Source: RefSeq, a predicted model, not a curated record
AUGACUAACUCAAAGCCAGGAGGUGUUUUGAACACGUCGGACGCUGCGACGAAUGAUCUUGCUCAAUCGAUUAUGCUCCUCGAGUUGGAUGCGACUCCUUCGCCUCAGGCUGCUCGCGAUGCUGUUGUGCCGCCUGUUGAAGAGAUUCCCGUAGGCAAGAACAUAUCCAAAGUCUUGCGACCCAGCGCGGGGUCAGUCAGCCCCCUUCUACCGUAUGCUGAACGGGCUGCCCUCUCGCCCAAACGGCAACUAGCGCCUGAAGCAUCUCAACGACAACUGAUCGGCCAACAAAUUGCUCCAUCUCACCGCGGGACAACGACGCCCUCGCCAGAGCCGGACCCAGCUCCUGUUUUCCACUCUUUGCGUUUGCGGCGCUCACGAACCCGACCUGUUUCGUCAUCACCGCCCUCUCCACCUCCAUCUUCUGUGGACAGCAAGAUGGACAUGCGGUCGUUGUCAUCGCUAACGUUUGGCUCCCGCUCGUCAUCCGACUCGCCGGAAGAGCCCCAAACCGGUCGCGUUUUGCCUCCCGUCUUUACCCGUCACAUUCGCAAUCGGUCCUCGUUGCCUGCUGAUGCGCAGCCCUCGCCGCGGAGCAGCAAAGGCAGUCACAACGGAACGCCCCUCGCGCGUGGCGCAAAGCGAGUGCUCGGUACGGCAGGCACUUUGGGGGGAUCACAUGCCUCGGAUUACGAUUCCAAAGAGCAGGAACUGGAUGUGUCUGACCCUGAACUCGGAUAUUCCAAACGAGUUGCAGCGCCAACACCUCUCUGCCGUCUUCUGGGCUUCCACCUGGUGACCUGCCGCCUCUGCCUCCCUCGCCUCGCAUCUCCUCGUCGCCCCCCUCAACUACAGCUGCCCAUAUUCGAUGUUGAGCUUGUUGAAGCCAAUGGUAAUCAUGCCGAUAUCGAUGAUGGCGCUACCUCGGAGGAGGAUACGAAAAAGUCGUUUGAUAUCACGGGUGAGCUCCAGAAGCUGAAUGAGCCUGGGGCAUCAGAUAGGCGCAUUUUCGUUGAACAACAGGAGAACGCGUUCAAAACACCAGCCAAGAUCGACCUGCGCAAUCUACUUGCGAUUGACGUGCCUCCGGUUCCUCCUAUGCGGUUUAUCAUGGACCAGACUUCCUCGGCACCGUCGUCUCCAGAAAACUCGUCCAGUUUGGAAGACCAGCGAUCGCCUCGGUCAGCUACACGUUUGAUGGACAUCACAGCGCUGACGACGGCAGCCAGUGAAGGCGUCAGUACUAGGGCCGUAUUCAAGCACCCACAAUAUCCUUCCCCAAUCAUCGAUCUCAAAGAACCAACACUCUUGCCUGGCUCUGAUAGCCUGGGAAGUGACAUAAGCCUUUUGCCACAAAAAGGCCCAUCGACUGGUGAACUCAGCGUUGGUUUCAAGUUUGGGGGUCAGCUCCCUGGAGAGGAACCAGCGCCAAAGAUGCAAAAAGAGCCGCUUACCUUGUCAAACAUUCUUCCACCACCCUCUCACAGGCGCGCUCAUUCCCUGACGUCAUUGAUGGAGGACAAGGGAUCUCAGGCUGUGCUCCGAGUCAAGUCCGUUCUUGCCCAUGCCGCAGACGUUGCUGCCCAACCCCGCCCAUGGGUCAACUGGGCUCCAGUUUGCGUCGCUCUGCCGUCGGAAAUUCACGCGCUUCGAUGGCCAGCAUGCGUUCUCGAACUCGUUCAAGACCCGCCUCUGGCAUCAGCUUUACCGGAUUCGACUCGUUUGAUGAGGUCCGCAGAGGUUUCGAGCUCCAUGCUGAUCGCCCAACGUUUUAUCCACCACCUCCUGCUGCGCGCAACGCUUGAGCUUACCACGGACGGCGUGAUUCUGUCUUCAGCAUCGCGUCUGUUUCUUCUUAUGGACACGUGA